CCGGAAGCUGACUUGUCAGUUUUGUUUUGGUAGUUGAGAGGCGCGUGAGCUGCCUCCGUCACCAGUAGAGGCAGCAGAAGGCGACAUGGCGGCGGACUGUGUUCUGAAGGUUCUAUUUGAACUUGAAGGAGUCUUCAUCCAUCCGAGCAGCGAUGAAGACGGCAUCGAGCCAGAUUUACUGGUUUCAGGGACUCUGCGGAUCGUUGACAAGGAUGCUGAAGUCUUCGUGGAGUACAGACCUCUGGAGGACGCAGUCGACCCGUCCAACAUGCUGUGUGCUGGAAAGGACUCCAGCUCAGUCAUGGAGUGGGACCAGUGUUCGGGGGAGAAGUCCAAGUCUCUGAUAGAGACCCAGCAGAGCUACGAGACAGAGUGGGACAUGAUCAACGCCGUGUCCUUCAAGAAGAAAACCUUCACCAACGGAGACGGCUCUGUGAACCCCAGCCAGGAGAGGAGCCGCUGGGCCUUCUGCGUCAGCGUGGGAGACCUGCGCUGCGUCACGCUGAAGGCGGAGGGCUGGAGCUUCCUGCUCCUCACGCUGAAGGAGGCCCGCUCCAAGCUGCCCACGCUGCACUUCCACCAGGGGGGCAGCACACAGUUCCUGGACAGCCUGGGGAGGGUCGCUCUGCUCAGCCCGUCUCCAGAAGAUGAAACCUGUCUGCUGGUCAGUACUCCAAACAGAGCUCUGUCUCAGUCCUUCGAGAACCUUCUGGAUGACAACAACUUUGGACUCGUUAAUAAGUUCAGGAAGGACCCGUACGUCACCACGCUGGGAGGCUUCUCCAAAGUCACCAACUACAUCUUUGAUGCUUUCCGGGGGACAGAGGAGCAGCACCAGCGCCCCCCAGAGGAGGUGGCCGACCUGCUGAGUGAGGUCAUCCCGGGACUGGAGAUCAACCAGCAGGAGGAGCCCGGCUUUGAGGUUAUCACCAGGAUGGACCUGGGUCCGAGGCCGGAGGUAUCAAGGCGGCCCCCCCUGUCAGCAGAGGACUGGACCAAACACCAGGAUCCAGAGGGGAGGAUGACCAGCGGACUCUGUCGCUUGGUGAGGGGAAGAGCCUGGAAGUUCCUGUUGGGAUAUUUCCCGUGGGACAGCACGCUGGAGCAGAGGAAGGUCCUGCAGAGAGACAAAACAGAUGAAUACUUCAGGAUGAAGCUGCAGUGGAAGUCUGUCAGCGAGGAACAGGAGAGGAGGAACUCCAGACUGAGAGACUACAGGAGUCUGAUAGAGAAAGACGUGAACCGGACGGACAGAACCAACAGGUUCUACGAAGGCAUGGACAACCCGGGUCUGGUGCUGCUGCACGACAUCCUGAUGACCUACUGCAUGUACGACUUUGACCUGGACUCAUCCCUCUGGAACUACCUGGUCGUGGAGCUCACCCCUCUGACUCACCCCUCUGGUACUACCUCGGUACGUAGACUCAUCCCUCUGGUACUACCUCGGUACGUAGACUCAUCCUUCUGGAACUACCUCGAGUCUCAGGAUUCAGGAUAUCUGUAUUUCUGUUUCCGCUGGUUGUUGAUCCGAUUCAAAAGAGAGCUCAGCUUCCAGGACGUCCUGCGGCUCUGGGAGGUGAUGUGGACCGGGCUGCCCUGUCAGAACUUCCACCUGCUGGUCUGCUGCUCCAUCCUGGACUCUGAGAAACAGAAGAUCAUGGAGGAGAACUACGGCUUCAAUGAGAUCCUCAAGCACAUUAACGAGCUGUCCAUGAAGCUGGACGUAGAAGAGAUUCUUCAGAAAGCUGAAGGCAUCAGUCAGCAGAUACAGAGCUGUAAGGACCUUCCUCAGUCCAUCAGCAGCAUCCUGGGUCUGGAGCCGGAUCUCUGUGGUUCUGACCCGACACACUCUGGAGCGUCUCCGCCUCUCAGACCGCGGCCGCCCCUUCGGAGACCGGACACUCACACCUCCACCUCCACCUCCACCUCCAACGGACUGUUGAGAGCCAGCAGCGCUCACAACGGCUGCACCGUGGCCUUCUCAUCCUAGUGCACAGGCUGACUGAGUCUGGUCCUAGUGCACAGGCUGACUGAGUCUGGUCCUAGUGCACAGGCUGACUGAGUCUGGUCCUAGUGCACAGGCUGACUGAGUCUGGUCCUAGUGCACAGGCUGACACUGAGUCUGGUCCUAGUGCACAGGCUGACUGAGUCUGGUCCUAGUGCACAGGCUGACUAAGAGUCUGGUCCCAGUACACAGGCUGACUAAGAGUCUGGUCCUAGUGCACAGGCUGACUCAGAGUCUGGUCCCAGUACACAGGCUGACUAAGAGUCUGGUCCCAGUACACAGGCUGACUAAGAGUCUGGUCCUAGUGCACAGGCUGACUCAGAGUCUGGUCCUAGUGCACAGGCUGACUCAGAGUCUGGUCCUAGUGCACAGGCUGACUCAGAGUCUGGUCCUAGUGCACAGGCUGACUCAGAGAGAUCCAGACUCUUAUUUUUGUAAUUUCCUGUUCCAUGUUUGUCUCUUUCCUUCAGAUCUCAGUCAUUCCUUCUCUGCUGUUUUCUAACGCUGCGUUCACACGACUCUUUCAUUUCUAUCAAAGAAAUGAGGGUUACCCUUUACUUAAAGGUAUCUCCAUAAGACUGUCAUGUCACUCUUAUGUACGUACCUUCAAGUAAAAUGUUAUGAAAUGAGAAUAUUUUAUAGUUUCUUCACUGAAGCCUCUUUCCUUAUCUACGUUCUUUCUUCUGUCUUCUUUCCAUCCUUCCCUCCUCUUCUUUCAUUUAAAGGUCCCAUGGCAUGAAAAUGUCCCUUUUUAUGAGGUUUUUUAACAUUAAUAUGAGUUCC
Messenger RNA from Perca fluviatilis (European perch), 2788 nucleotides. RefSeq names its product TBC1 domain family, member 15 (gene tbc1d15). The record is from RefSeq and is a predicted model, not a curated record. Gene Ontology annotation, molecular function: GTPase activator activity. Lineage: Eukaryota; Metazoa; Chordata; Actinopteri; Perciformes; Percidae. Gene Ontology annotation, biological process: activation of GTPase activity.